Molecule: messenger RNA, 432 nt
Organism: Echinostoma caproni
Lineage: Eukaryota; Metazoa; Platyhelminthes; Trematoda; Plagiorchiida; Echinostomatidae
Source: the annotation of a GenBank genome assembly
AUGCCUGUGCUAAAUCCAUUGAUUGUUCUGGAUGAAAGCCACAAGUUAAGGCUUUUGCGUCAUUUGCUCAGAGACGAAGGACAGCGAAAAUUUGACGAUCUCAAUUUACAAGCGUGUUCCAACGUACAAUCUGCUCUCAGCAGCUUGGACCGUUCCGUGGGAUCGCAACUGAAUGUGUUCACUGCUCGANUGCUAAAUCCAUUGAUUGUUCUGGAUGAAAGCCACAAGUUAAGGCUUUUGCGUCAUUUGCUCGGAGACGAAGGACAGCGAAAAUUUGACGAUCUCAAUUUACAAGCGUGUUCCAACGUACAAUCUGCCCUCAGCAGCUUGGACCGUUCCGUGGGAUCACAACUGAAUGUGUUCACUGCUCGAUUCCGAUUCUCUCGCAUUAUUCAGGGAAAUGGGAAGCCACUGAAGCAGUUUGUUUCUUGA